AUGUCAUCUCCAGGCAUGGGCACCCCCAGUGACCCCCUCCUGGCCAGUCCAGGGGGGAGGUUAUCCACAGCUCAGGAAGGUAUCUGGAGGAGCUCACUCCCCAAAACUGCCAGCUUCCCAACGUCCACCACCCGGCACCUCAGUCACAGAGCCAACAACUUCCAAAGACAGCCAAAGCGCAGGAAGCUGAUACGACCUUCACCGCCUCCGCCGCCCAACACGCCCUGCCCUCUGGACCAGCUGGACCUCAGCGAGCUUCCCCCGAGACGCACCUUCCAAGAGCUGCUCUUCAACGGCUGCAUCCUGUUCGGUAUUGAAUUCAGCUACGCCAUGGAAACGGCCUAUGUGACUCCUGUGCUCUUACAGAUGGGCCUCCCUGAUCAGUUCUACAGCCUGGUGUGGUUCAUCAGCCCCAUCCUCGGAUUCCUCGUUCAGCCGCUCAUAGGAGCAUGGAGUGAUCGAUGCACAUCCCGGUUUGGGCGAAGGAGACCCUUUAUUUUUGCUUUAGCUAUCGGGGCCCUGGUCGGCCUCACACUGGUGCUGAAUGGACGGGACAUUGGGAGUGUUGUGGCUGACACAGCAGCCAAUCACAAGUGGGGAAUCAUCCUGACAGUGUGUGGUGUGGUUCUGAUGGACUUCAGCGCUGAUUCAGCCGACAACCCGAGCCAUGCCUACAUGAUGGAUGUGUGCAGCCCAGAGGACCAGGACCGGGGGCUGAACAUCCACGCGCUACUGGCGGGACUGGGAGGUGGAUUCGGCUACAUUGUCGGUGGCAUCAACUGGGACCAGACACAGUUUGGGCGCUCGAUGGGAGGCCAGCUGCGGGUCAUAUACGUGUUUACGAGCAUCACUUUGGUGAUAUCCACAGCCAUGACUCUCCUGAGUAUCCCUGAACGGCCCUUACCAAAGAGCCAGCCAAACAAGAACUCCAGCAAAAACCAUCUGAAGAGCCCCAGCCUCCCCCUUCCUCCCUCUCCUCCCGUCCCCCCCGGCGUGGCUCUGGGCCUGGAUGAGGAAGACGAGGACGGUCUGUACAGUUACAAUUUCUCAAAGCCAUGCAAUCCAGACCCCUUGGCCCACUCCUGCAGCGCCAGUGCACGUCUUUGCGCGGGCCUCACUAGCCCGAUAUCGCCCCUGAGCCCCCUCACUCCAAAAUAUGGCAGCUUUAUAAGUAGGGACAGCUCGCUCACUGGCAUUAAUGAGUUUGCCUCCUCAUUAGGGACCUCCUACAUAGACAGUGUGCUUAUAGACUGCUACACAGGUCAGCAGACCCCCCAGGGCCAGGCCCCCAGCGCCAGCACUGUGCCCCUGCCACCAGGGGACUCCCCGCCUCCUGAGGAGACCACGCAGGGUCCAGGGAGCAGUCCUGCAGUGCAGACCCAGGCUGACGUAGAGUCUCAUCCAUCUGGGGAUGCUCAAAAUGCAGAAGAGCCUCAGCCUGAGGGAGAUGCACAGUCUGGGGCAUCUCAGGUCACAGCUGGGGCUCAGCCUGGUGCAGGGUCACAUCGGGGCUCCACAGCCGGCAUCCUGAAGAGACCGCAGAGUCUGGCACUGAUGGAGGAGCCCAUGGCAACCCAGAUUGUUGGGCUGGAGAAUGGACGCAGGAGGACAGUGACGUUCAGCCAGCAGGUUGCAAACAUUUUGCUGAAUGGGGUGCGCUAUGAAAGUGAUCUGAGUGAGAACGUGGAGACGGGAGAGUCCCAAAUGUCCAUGAAGCUGCUGUGUAUAGCCAUCUACAGGAUGCCUCCCUCUCUGCGGAGUUUGUGCACUAAUCACUUUCUGGGCUGGCUGUCCUUUGAAGGGAUGCUGCUCUUCUACACUGACUUCAUGGGGGAGGUUGUGUUUGAAGGAGACCCCAAAGCACCCCACGACUCUGAGGCCUACCAACGCUACAACGCUGGUGUCAGCAUGGGCUGCUGGGGCAUGUGCAUCUAUGCAUUCAGUGCUGCUUUCUACUCAGCCAUAUUGGAGAAACUGGAGGAGCGUUUCUCUCUUCGCACUCUAUAUUUUUUUGCCUACUUGGCGUUUGGUCUGGGCACAGGCCUGGCCACGCUGUCCACCAACCUCUACGUGGUCCUCUCUCUGUGUGUCACCUACGGGGUGCUCUUCUCCUCUCUAUGUACGCUGCCUUACUCUCUGCUGUGUGAAUACUACCAGAGCCCUCAGUUCUGUGGCUCGUCGGAGGAAGGGACCAGGCGAGGGAUGGGGGUGGACAUCUCUCUGCUCAGCUGCCAGUACUUCCUGGCUCAGAUCCUGGUCUCUGUGGCGAUGGGUCCUCUGACCUCGCUGGUGGGUGGGGCCCAGGGAGUGAUGUACUUUGCAAGCCUGAUGUCAUUCGUGGGCUGCCUGUACUCCUCCCUCUGCGUGGUGUACCAGCUGCCCCCCCCUGAGGGUGAGCCCCCCGAUAGUGAGACCCAGCCACUACUGGUGCACAUCUAGACAAGCCUCUUAGUUUACCUCUC
This is a messenger RNA of Stegastes partitus (bicolor damselfish), 2462 nucleotides long. RefSeq names its product solute carrier family 45 member 1 (gene slc45a1). Gene Ontology annotation, biological process: transmembrane transport. Lineage: Eukaryota; Metazoa; Chordata; Actinopteri; Pomacentridae. Gene Ontology annotation, cellular component: membrane. Gene Ontology annotation, molecular function: sucrose:proton symporter activity. The transcript is spliced from 8 exons. Bases 1 to 2439 code for a protein of 812 amino acids. The record is from RefSeq and is a predicted model, not a curated record.